Molecule: messenger RNA, 1733 nt
Organism: Mycotypha africana
Lineage: Eukaryota; Fungi; Mucoromycota; Mucoromycetes; Mucorales; Mycotyphaceae
Exons: 1
Coding region: 96-1400 (434 amino acids)
Molecular function (GO): protein binding
Source: RefSeq, a predicted model, not a curated record
AUAAAAUUGUAUAGGGACCAUAAUCCAUAUAAAUUACUUAAAAAGUUCCUUUUUCCCUCUACGCUCUCACUAUUUUUCUGAACACUUUCCAUGGCAUGCGGAAUGUUUGCGUUAUUGAAUUGCUCAAGCCCAUUCUUACUACUCCAGCAAAACACACAGCCAUCCACAUAACAACAUCAUUAUUAAAAACUGGGAGCACAAGUUCAACCAAGCGAAGAAUCAUUCCAUUUGUACAGGCAUUCCGACAUUAUGGUGCUGCUGCUGCUGCAAUAGUAGCAGCUCACUCGUCUUCUAAUUCGUUUUUAUUGUCGAAACAACAGAGUACAAAAAACUGCCAACAGAUACACUCAACUGAUGUUGUUCUUGAUACAAAAACCGCCAGGACCGCUAUUAUACCCUACAGUUUAUGCAAGAGCCCUGUUCGUCCUGCUCGAGUUUCGAUUGCUAUCAAUAAACUUUCUCGGCAAGGUCGUUCCAAAGAAGCACUUUCACUAUUUAUUGAACUUAUACAGAAAAGCAAUGGAAGAGAGUUUCCCAGUCAUGAAGCCCUUUACUCGUUAGCCCACGCUUUAUACAAAAGUCAAGAUUUACAUAGCUUACUACUCAUCCAUGAUACCCUUUUGCAACGCUUCUUCCCCCUACCUUCCGACGGUCACGAGCAGCAGCAGCAUCUACACCAUUCCAAAAGUCAUCACUUUAAUGAUACUGAUCUACAGCAGCUCCACAACUUUUUAUUGAAACGACAGUCAGUUUGUUGCUCGAAAAAAGAAGCAAAAGCUACUCUUUAUAUCUAUACCAUGAUUUUCAACCUUCUUGCCCAAAAAACAAACCCGCCUUUAUACCUCAUUCGGACGCUCUGCUAUGAACUGUCUUUGUUACCAAUCAACGAACCGACAACCCCAUACUAUAACACUCUCAUUGAUCUUUUACUACAAUAUCAUCAUCGCAAACAAGCGUUUGCUGUAUAUCAUGAACUUAUUAAACGAUCCAAACCUAGUAUCGUCACAUACACCAUUUUAAUGAAUGAUGCAGCAAAAAGAGGUCAACAUGGAAAAGUAAUAGAGUAUUUGGAUCAAAUUGAGAAAUAUCAUUUGAAAUUGGAUUACGGUAUUACUAGUGUUGUUGUGAAAUCGUUGUGUCAGACAGGAGAGUUUACUCUAGCCAAAGCUGUUGUCUUGCAGUUGGAACGGCAAAGGCAUUUUUAUCAACAAUUACAACAGCGGCAAUAUCAGAAGAAGAAUGAUCAACAAGACUUGUUGUCUACAAAAUCUGUCAAACAGCAUUUAUUGAAAUUGAUUGAAAAGAGAAAGCGUCGAUGGGAGAAGAAACAUUUGUUGAGAUUACAGGCUUUGCCAGCAGUCUCGACAAAAGCGCAGAUAAAAGAGAUAGAAAAGCAAUAAUGUUUAAGAAAGGGGAGUUUCUGAUAUAUUGAAGCCUUUCAUUAAGGCCACUUAUGAAACUGUUUUUUUUUCAGGAAUAAAUCGUAGCAAUAUAAUCAUAGAUUUGUCAUAAGACUGUGGUAGAGAACAGUAUAUAUACUUUUUUUAUUGUAAUCUCUCACGUUCGGUUUUUUUUGACCAGCGUUCUUAGUUUCAAAUAUUUUUGUUGAAGGGGGCUUGGUGGCUUUGUCCAAUUUAUCUGUCAAGCCAAUGUUUGUGACCGCACUAAAAUUUUUUCAAAGUGUUGAAAAUAAAAAGCUGGAUUGAGUUUGCCUUUUAUUUUGUUCCUUCUCU